UGCUUACGUGACUAACCCAGGGAAACGGAGCCAAUAAGCAAAACUGAAGAAUGUAGGAUGGGAUCUCCGACUGCAACUGCACAGGCCACCAAGCUUCCAGAAUUACCAAGGCAACGAAUUAUGUCGAAAUAGAGGCUCAGGAGACCAUUAUUAAGCCCUCUCGAGGAGGGGUUUUAGUGUGUGUGCGUCCUCUCCGGGACUGAAAUGGCUGAGAGCCAAGGGGGCGGAGAGGCUGUGACGAGACCCAUUCACCACUGCCGCUAUGUCGAACUUGGGCGUAGUGGACUACUUGGUGUUCCUCGGCUUGCUUAUUCUCUCUGCCUUAUUUGGCCUCUACUACGCUUUGACAGAACGCAAGAAAACAGAGCUUCACUUCCUCCUAGGCGGGCGUCAGAUGACUGCGUAUCCCGUGUCCCUGUCGCUCGCUGCCAGUUUCAUGUCAGCCAUCACCGUGCUGGGCACUCCCGCUGAGGUGUACCGCUUCGGUGCCAAGUUCGUACUCUUCAACAUCUCGUACUUGGCGACGGUCUUUAUCACAGGAGAGAUCUACAUGCCCGUCUUCUACCGGCUCGGGAUCAAGAGCACAUAUGAGUACUUAGAACUUCGAUUUAAUAAAGCAGCUCGCUCGAUGGGAUCAUUUCUAUUUAUUGUUCAAACGAUGCUAUAUACUGGAAUUGUUAUAUAUGCUCCUGCUCUUGCUUUGAAUCAAGUCACAGGAUUUGAACUCUGGAGUGCUAUAGUUGGAACUGGGAUUGUCUGUACUUUCUACUGCACAGUGGGAGGUUUCAAAGCUGUUGUAUGGACAGAUGUUUUUCAAGCAAUAGUUAUGCUAGCAGGAUUUGGUUCAAUUAUCAUACAGACCUCAAAAAUUCAAGGUGGACUUUCAGUUAUCUUAAGACAUGCUGAAGAAGGAGGAAGAUUAAACUUAUGGGACUUCAAUAUUAGUCCUUUGCAGAGGCACACUUUCUGGACAAUUUUAAUAGGUGGGACCUUUACGUGGACCAGCAUCUAUGGUAUUAAUCAGUCCCAAGUGCAGAGAUACGUAUCCUGUAAAUCUAAGUUCCAUGCAAAAUUGUCUCUUUAUUUAAAUCUUGUGGGACUCUUCUUUAUUAACAUAGCUGCAGUGUUCUGUGGAUUGUCAUUGUACUCUGUGUAUCAUAACUGUGAUCCUUGGACAUCAAAAAAAGUUUGGUCACCAGAUCAGCUCAUGCCCUAUCUAGCAAUAGACAUUCUACAAAGAUUUCCAGGACUUUCAGGCCUUUUUGUGGCAGCUGCUUAUAGUGGAACAUUGAGCACUGUAUCCUCUAGCAUCACAGCUUUAGCGUGUGUAACUCUGGAAGAUGUCAUCAAACCUCAUUUAGAUUCACCUUCAGAAAGGACUCUUUUUUUGUUUUCUAAAGGGACAUGUUUAUUCUAUGGAAUAAUUUGCAUUGGGAUGGCUGCUUUGGCAUCAUUAAUGGGAAGUAUGUUACAGGCAGCACUCAGCAUAUUUGGCAUGAUUGGAGGGCCUCUUUUGGGCCUAUUUACCCUGGGAAUUUUAUUCCCUUUGGCCAAUUCAAAUGGUGCAUUUAUUGGUAUUCUUUGCGGAUUCAUCACUUCAUUGUGGAUUGGAGUUGGAGCUUACUAUUAUCCUCCACCUCCAAAGAGAACAUUACCCCUACCCCUUUCAGUUGCAAAUUGUAGUGAAACAAGAAGCAUGUAUCUGGAUUGGACUAAUUUUACCAUACAUGGAUUUUCAACAUCGUGGGAUGAAUUUUAUUUAUCAAGGAAUGCUAUUUCAAGAAAUAUAUACUCACUUUCUUACCUAUAUCUAAGCACUGUGGGAACAUUAGUAACCAUAAUUGUGGGAUUAAUUGCCAGCCUUCUAACAGGUGGAAGACAUCAGACUGUAGACAAAAAAUUCUUCCUAUCCAAAGAUGACACAUCAUUCGGUGGUUUAAAGAAAGUUAACCAAGUAGAAGUUUCAGAAUCACUCCAUAGCAUGAAGACAUUGGAAGGAUCUGAAAAACCAGGUGAAGACCAGGAUAUAGACCAAAAAUUGUUCCUAAUCAAAGAUGACUCAUCAUUUGGGAGUUUUAAGAAAAUAAACCAAGUAGAAGUUUCAGAAUAACUCCAUAGCAUGAAGACAUUGGAAGCACCUGAAAAAUCAGGCGUCAUUCAAAAGUAAAGUCAAAGUAGCUGAUGAAGCAUCUUCAGAAUCUUAUAAUAAAGAGAUGAAAAAAGAAAUACUCAGUCUUUUAACUGGAGCAACUUAGAAUGGGUGACCCUGUAUGAUGGGUUAUUUCUCUAUUUCCUAUGAUAACUGUAUCAAAUUCAAUCUUGCUAUAUUUUUAUGUUUCUCUCCUCCAUUGUUCUGGAAAAAGGAAGGGGCUGACAGACCAGAGAAUAUGUUUAAGGAGUUCAAAAAAAGAACAUUCCUGUGAGAAGGUAUUUUGCAUGUUGCCCUCUGUUCUUUCCAAGAAGACAGAGGCUGGAAAAGUGUGGUCAACACUGCUUCCUCCUUCUUCGUUUGAUGGCCAGUGAGAGAGAGAGAAGGUGGAAGAGUACAGAAAGGGAUAUUCUGAUUCCACAAUUGGAAGGUGUUAAUUCUAAGGCUGAUGUAUGUGAUUUCAGAAACUCACAAAUGACUCUGGAAUGUACUUGUGGAACUAAGUGAAAGUGAAUGUAAAAGUGUUCUCUGUUGCAAAUUGUUUUUAUCAGUUAAUAAUAUUCCAGAAGAAUUCUAUCCUCUUUUAGUUGUGAGAAAGCAGUAUGUUCCCAAUGAGAAUUAAAAUGAACAACAGUUAGAGGUUUGAAUGUUUGAACAUCCCUACAAUGUUUGUUAUUUGAGUAAACUGUAGUUGGGGAUUGAAACAACAUGGCUAGCCAGCCCGAUUGGCCUACUAUUUGCUGACUGUUUAAUGAAAAAUGAGUGUUUAAUGCAAUGUAAUAUGUAAUUUUAAGAAGCUUCUGUAAAAUCUAAAUUGUUGGGUUUACAAAUGAAAAUACGGAAAUACUAUUUUGGCAUGUAUGCUGUUGUAGUGAGCACCAGGUGAAAAUGCAAUGAUCACUGGGAUUAAGAAGUUUUAAAUUUUGUAGGUUUGAGAUGGAACCUGUACUACGAGUUUAGAAUAUUAUUGUUGUGAGGGUUUCUGGAUUUGUGACUAAAUUGUGAUACUGUUGCCUAAAUAUGCACUUUUGCAGGAAUAGUUCUGCUAAAUUGUACAUGUGUUGUUUAGAUGUAAGUUGUUAGAAUGUAAUUAUGAUGAAUCACAACUGAUUUAUGAUUUGUACUGCAAAUUAAUAUUUGAGGUGAACUGGAUGAGACAAUAUACAAAAGAUACCAUGUAUAUUGUGCAUAUGGAUAACGCAUUGUCAAUGAGAUUGAUAAUCUGGGAUCUUUUGAGUUAUCAAUAGUAGGUAACCGUAGGUAGAGUGGUUGUUAGAAAGUUUAAGCAAGUAAUUGUUUCAUCUCCCUCUUACCAAGGAGGAGGGACAAGUUGUAUAACCCUGAGUGUUCUCCGAGAAGUGGAUAAAUGUAAGAUAUUUCCAACUAGAUCUCUGGUAAAUGCAGGACAGUCUUUUUGAGGACAGAAAAGUUAAAGAGUAGAUAUUUGUAAACCUGUAAGGCUUUGAGAAGGCAUCUGAGUAAGUAGCUAAAAUAAAACUUGUUUAGGUUAUGGAAUUUUAGGAAUGAAAUGAGAUUACCAAGAAGUAAUUUUCUCUAAAACGUGUCAUAUAAGAGCAAAAGGUUUCUGGGAUCCAAACUGCUUAAAAUCUAGCUUUGUGUGCCUGAUGAUUAAUCUAUCAUCUAAAAGAGAGAGAAUGGCCAGAAAGUACUUAGAGGAUAAAGCCCUAUGACAGUUCGAAAGGCAGUCCCAGGCUCAACUUGAACAGGAUCUUCCUGACUUCACCAUAGAUGGUAAUUGUGAACCCUGAGCAAAAGCUGUGGCAUGAACUAGUGAGAGCUUUGACUUGUAUGUGAAAUGAGGCAAUGUGUCUUUUUUAAAACAUGAGAACAGGGAUAUCUUUUCCUCUGCCUUUUACUGUAAUGACAAAUUCCUAUGAUCACGAUAAACAGGCUGAUUGUAAGGUGGAAGUUCCAUGUUAAAUUCCCCCCAGAGUAGAUUAGUAAAUAAGGAUUGGUGCCUAGGAGUCUCUGUAUCUCUUACAGAAGCUGAGGUAGAGAAAUUUGUUGAAAAAUAGCAUCACUCAUGUAUUAGAUUUCCUUUUAAGCAAAACAUCUCCAAAGUUUCUGCCAACUACUUGGAGCAGAGACAGUAAGUUUCUGCAAGGAAGAUUUGUCCCGCACGAAGCCCUCUGAAGAUGGGGCAUGUCUAGUUAGCCAUGUGAUUAGCUGUUCUUACAUAUAGGUGAGGCAUGUGAGAAUAACACAAUUUUUCAAACUAAAAUCGGAGGGUCUGUGUGAAGUGAGAAGUUAGUGAGUUAUUCUGAAGGAAAUAGAUAUUAAUAUAUCCAAAUGAAUAUGCCUAUUACCCCAGUGGAAUUGGUCUCUCCUAGGAUUGCCUCCCCCCAUUCACAAUACAGAGGUCUCUUAAAUACCUGAGUAGGACAGCAGCAACUUAUGUCUUCACUUAACCUAUGAAAAGCAUUUUGGGGAUUGUGGGAUGUGUCCUUUGAGUGAUACUUUGCUAUGUCAAUAAGUUCGUGUUUUCUCCCAGUCUCUAAGCCUCACUUAUGUACCCUCUAUCUAUCUGCAUCCUGAGUGAAUAUGUAGAUUAAAACCUUUAACCAAACCCUGACCAGAGGGUUCCAAUGGAAUUGGUGUGGCCAUGUGAAUUAGAACCUCCAACUGACAAGAGAGUCUUCCAGCUGAAUCUGGGGUGUUAGAGAGAGGAUUCCAACAGGGUAUGUAGCAGGUCAAGGCUGUGAGGGAUUUUCCCAUAUUUUUCUCUCAGCAAACAACUGCAUAGUGAUUGAUGGCCUCCUAGUCUCUUGACUAAUGGCUAUACCGCCACUGCACACACAAUUUUUGUAAACUCUUGGUUUUUAUAAUUGCUAAAGCAUCUUAAAGAGUUUUUGAUGCCUUUAUGUAACUUAGCUAAUACAAUAUAAACAAUAAUUCAACAGUUUAAUUGUUCCAGGUAUAUUAAUAGUCAAUGUUGCACAUUGAGAUUAAAAGGCUAAUAAAUCAUUAGUCUUGUUUAAUGACAAUAUAUGUUAAAAUUCUUUAUAAUAUAAUUUUGAGACUCAGUGAAGUAAAGAUCAGAGAAUAAUAGUCUGAAUUAUUAUUAGAAUAAGAAGAACUUAGGGAGUGAUCAAAAUUAAAUUGUUAAAGAUAAAAAUAUGAAGGAAACAAGAAAAGUAUAGGGUUUUAGAUCACAACAUAAAUGUAUAAAUGGGGAAAGAAAGUUUGGGGUAGGUUUAAGUGAGAAAGUUUGUGAUACUCCAGAUGUUUAUUGUGAACUUUAGUAUAGUAUAGUGGUAGUCUCUUGGUGACCGAGAAUGACUAUUGUCUUUGUGCAUUAUCUAUUGAUGUAUCCUCAUGUGGCUUUGGAGUCCAAAUACUGAGGCACACAGUUUGUGGCACAUGGGGCAUGGGAUGCCAGUUGUCAUGGGAGGUGCAGUUGUGGCAUGGUGUUGGCGUUCACGCGCAGCAGCAAGACGUCGACGUCACUCAUCUUCAAAGGUGGCGGUGGCAUGGUUAAUGUGGGUUCGCCAGCUGCUUCUGUCAGAGGCAGCGAGUUCUAGUUGCUUUGGUGUAAUGCCAGCCCACUUCAAGUUGGACUUUAGCUGAUCCUUGAAUCUUUUCUUUGGUCGGCCUUGUUUCCUGAGUCUAGCUGACAGUUCACCAUAGAAUACCUGUGUUGGUAUUUGCUGUGGGUCCAUGCGGAUGACGUGUCCAGACCAUCAUAGCUGGGUUUUGAGGACCAUGACUUGGAUGCUGAUGGAGUUGGCUCUGUCGAGGACUUCCUGGUUGGUGAUUCGGUCCUGCCAUCGGAUCCUAAUGAUUGACCUGAGGGAGUGUUGGUGGAAUUGCUCCAGCUGUUUCAUUGGCUUCCGGUACAGUGUCCAUGUCUCACAACCAUACAGGAGCGAGCUGAGGACCACUGCAUUAUACACUUUGAGCUUCAUCGCAGUGCUUACACUGCUGUGUAGGAGGACUUUGGAGCGCAGCUGCCCAAGUGCCUGGAUGGCCUUUUGGAUCCUGGCAUUAAUCUCGUGGUCUAGGGACCCAUCGUUGGCGAUGGUGCUGCCCAGGUACUUGAAAGCUUUGACGUUAGAAAGCUACGUGCCGUCGAUUGUAAUGCACGGCUGGUUCGUUGGCCCCCCUGGUGCAGGUUGGAACAGCACCUCUGUUUUGCUGAGGCUGAUAGUCAGGCCAAACAGUUUUGUUGCAGUAAAGAACCUGUCCACAAUGGUUUUGAGAUGAUUUUCUUGGUGGGCCAUGAGAGCACAGUCAUCUGCAAAGAGAGCUUCCAGGAUGAGUCUCUCUGUUGUCUUUGUUUUUGCAGUCAGGAGGCGAAGGUUGAAUAGUGAGCCAUCCAGUCGGUAUUUGAUGUAGAUGCCCAGGUCUAGAUCCAUCACAGCGUGUCGUAAUACUUGGGUGAAAAAUAGGUUGAAUAGUACUGGAGCGAGGACACAGCCUUGUUUCACACCAUUGGAGAUGUUGAAAUGAUCAGAAGUCUCUCCACCAGAUAGGAUUUCCCCUAUCAUGUCGACAUGAAAGAGCUGGAUCAGUUUGACAAAUUUUGCUGGGCAACCGAGCUUGCUGAGGAUCACCCACAAUGCAUCCCUGUUCACUGUGUCAAAUGCCUUCGUCAGGUCUAUGAAGACAAUGUAGAGACUCAGGUUCUGCUCAAGGCAUUUUUCCUGCAUUUGCCUCACCAUGAAGACCAUGUCGAUGGUGCUGUGAUCUGGUCGGAAGCCACAUUGAGUUUCAGGCAGGUUCUGCUCUGAAACAGAUGACAGGAGUCUGUUGAGUAUAACACGGGUGAGGAUCUUUCCAGCAGUGGAGAGUAGUGAGAUGCCUCUGUAGUUGUCACAGGCUGCUCGUGAGCCUUUGUUCUUAUAUAGGGCUACGAUGGAGACUUCUCUGAAUUCUGGGGGCAUGUCUUCCUUUUCCCAUAUGCUGGUCAGCACUAUGUGGAAUGCCUGGAGCACCUUUCCCUUUAGGGCCUUGUACACCUCGGUUGGGAUCCCGUCUUUACCGGGUGCCUUGCCUGCACUCAUUUGUUUAAUGGCUUUUUGGACUUCCUCUUUGAAGGAGGGACGUCAAGUUGUUCAAUGGUCCGGUUUGGGGGGAUCUGGUCAAGGGCGCUUUGGUCAACUGAAGAGGGUCGGUUGAGAAGCUGACUGAAGUGUUCUUUCCACCUGUUGCUGAUGCCUUUUUCAUAAAAGAUAAAAAAGGCAUCAUGUGAACUUUAUAGUAAAAAAGAAAUAUAGUAGUUUGAUUUGGGAGUAAAUUAGAGGCAGUUAUAACUAGAGAAUACUGAUAAGCAAUGGAUUCUGUUUGAAUUUUUAAACAUUGCUGCUAGUAACUAUAAAAUUCAGAUUUGAGCUCAAUUUAAAUGUGCUCAUAAACAGGAUGAUUUGGUAGAUUAAAAACUAAUGUCAGAAUGUUGCUUUUGAAGUUCUUGGCAAUGAAUUGGCCAGAAAUAGCCAUCCUCAUAAUAUGAAAUGCUUGGAAUAGUCCGUAUGUAUAAUAUAACACUAAAUAAUUGAAACUAUAAAUUGAGAACCUGUGUGAUACCAUUUAGGAAAUAGAUCCUGGUAUAACUGAAUUUAUUCUGAUCUCAUUUUAAGUAAAAAUAUGUCUCUCCUGGUAAGUUACUUAUGAUAAGUCAAAAAUUGUUAAACUAUGUGGUGUUAAGAUACAUAGGGAAAAUUCAUGGAUCUUAAAAUUUGUUAAUUGUGUUGUGUAACUCUAUACUAUUUCUUAAGUUUACUGGUUUGUAAGGUGUUCAAAAAUAAUUACUUAACACUAUUUUGAUAAUUUGAAUAAAACUAUUGUUAAAAUAUUAAAUUCUUAAUCUGAAUUAAUUUAGAGCUAUGAAUUGAGUUGUUAUAGAUUCAUUUGCUAAAAUAAUCAUGCAAAUUGUUUUAAACUACUUCAUUUGGAAAUAGAAUAAAUAUUAUUUUGCUGUGAAUUUGAUAUAGCAUAAAUCUUGAAUAAGAGCAGAAAUCUCAUAGGUAUGUGUAAUGAGGUUUUAAGAUCUUACCAGCCCUACAAGCAUACUAAGGUGUUUUAACAGUAAUGCCAUAAUAUUUAACCCAACCUAUUUUGAGUUAACACUAACUUUAAACCAGUAAAGCCUUAUUUGUCUCAUAGGAUCUUAUUUGGCCCAAGUAUAUGUUACUUCUCACUAACUGAGUCUUUCAUGAAAAGUAUUUUAUACUACCACCUUUCCCAAACAAUGAACAUUUUGAUUUUGAAAGACACUUGUGGUACCAUGAAUAUUUCCCUACAUAAAGGUAAUUUGGAAAUGUGUUAAACUAAAUUAAUAUCAUAUAAUUAGUAGUAACACUUUUUUCAUGCUGUUACAAAUAUCAUUAUAAUUUUUAAAUUUUCUUGUAAAUUCUGAGAAUCCAUUGUAUAAAAAAAUGCUAUUAAGGGAAUGGUAAAAUUAUUUCAUUGGUAGUUUUAGUUCUAUUUGAUUUUGGUACUAUGAAAUUAAGUUAUUGGUGGUUAUUGUUAUGAUUUUGAAAUCUAUCAUGCAUUUAAUAGGGUAUAUUUUAAAAUGGAAAAAAUAAUUGCUUAUUUGUAAAAGAAAAAGGGAGUGGGAGAACAUCUUGUUAAAAGAAAUAAACCAUUUGUAAACCUGCCA
Molecule: messenger RNA, 8768 nt
Organism: Monodelphis domestica (gray short-tailed opossum)
Lineage: Eukaryota; Metazoa; Chordata; Mammalia; Didelphimorphia; Didelphidae
Product: sodium-coupled monocarboxylate transporter 1
Biological process (GO): propanoate transmembrane transport; sodium ion transport
Cellular component (GO): extracellular exosome; membrane
Molecular function (GO): organic acid:sodium symporter activity
Source: RefSeq, a predicted model, not a curated record